GUUCUAUCUUUUUACUAAUAGCCAAUGGGUAUUAUUGAAAAGAUCAAGGAAAUCGAAGCCGAGAUGGCUCGAACGCAGAAGAACAAGGCGACGGAAUUCCACUUUGGAGUGAUGAAGGCUCGUCUUGCGAAGUUGCGUUCGGAACUUCUCGACCCGUCCUCGGGCGGUGGUUCAGGUGGUAAGGGAGACGGCUUUGAAGUCGCCCGUGUUGGAGAUGCGCGCGUAGCCCUCAUCGGUUUUCCAUCGGUGGGAAAGUCUUCGUUGUUGAGCCAUCUUACGGAUACAAAGUCUGAGGAGGCUGCCUAUGAGUUUACCACCUUAACUUGCAUUCCGGGAAACGUGUACUACAAAGGGUGUCGCAUUCAGCUUCUGGAUCUUCCCGGUAUCAUCGAAGGAGCUGCUUACGGCCGUGGUCGCGGUCGUCAAGUAAUCGCGGUCGCUAAGUCUGCCGACCUGAUUCUGAUGGUUCUGGACGCUGGAAAAGAGGAAGAGAAAAACCACCGCGAGAUUUUGGAGCGCGAACUGGAGACGGUGGGUCUUCGUUUGAACAAAGAGCCCCCUCGGAUUUAUUUCAAAGUGAAGAACGCGGGCGGCAUCAAAUUCAACGCGACGGUGAAGCUGACACAGCUGGGCGACGAUCCGUAUGACACGGUGUACAAGAUUUUACACGAGUAUCGAAUCCACAACGCCGAGGUGAUCUUCCGCGAUGAUUAUGGCGUGGACGAGUUGAUCGACGUGAUCGAAGGCAACCGGAAGUACGUCAAGUGUCUCUACGUGUACAACAAAAUCGAUACGGUCUGCAUCGAGGACGUGGAUCGGCUGGCUCGUCUCCCGCACAGCACGGUCUGCUCGAUUCGCCUCAAUCUCAACGUGGACACAGUCCUCGAAUUGAUCUGGGAGUACAUGGGACUGCUUCGAAUCUACACCAAGCGCCGAGCCGAGCCGCCGUCCUUCGACGAGCCCGUCGUUCUCAGCAAGUAUCGAAACGGCCUCACCGUGGAGGGCGCCGUCGCGCAGAUCUCGCAGGACUUGCUGGAGAAGUUUAACUAUGCGUUGGUGUGGGGAACCAGCACGAAGUACAGCCCGCAGCAUUGUGGGCUGGCGCAUGUGCUGGAAGAUGAGGAUGUGAUCCAGAUUGUGAAGAAGACGGUCAACCAGGAGAAACAUGAUAAGAACUACUCGCAGCAGUGCCAAGCUGUGUAUGAUAAGUACAAGAAGAAGAAGAAGAGUGGAAAGAGCAGUUAA
Molecule: messenger RNA, 1245 nt
Organism: Blastocystis hominis
Lineage: Eukaryota; Bigyra; Opalinata; Blastocystidae
Exons: 5
Coding region: 25-1245 (406 amino acids)
Biological process (GO): cytoplasmic translation
Cellular component (GO): cytoplasm
Molecular function (GO): GTPase activity; GTP binding
Source: RefSeq, a predicted model, not a curated record